This is a messenger RNA of Symbiodinium necroappetens, 2592 nucleotides long. The record is from the annotation of a GenBank genome assembly. Lineage: Eukaryota; Dinophyceae; Suessiales; Symbiodiniaceae.
AUGGUGGUCUCAUCAUCUUUUCAAGAGUUAAACAAAGUGCUGGACGAGUUUACUGAGAGUGGUGGAGAUGCAGAUGGUGCGUACGCAGAAGGAAGGAUAUGCUCUGUGUUGAACAGUUCGGAAGCUGUCACUGCGUUGCUUUGCAGUGACCCGGCAGAGCAUGCGGGGCUUUUUGCCCGAAGAUCAACGUUACAUGUGCUGAAGGGAGCCGCUUCGGGCCGCUUGAAGUUACAGCGAGCACUGUCUACAUUUUUCGUGUCUGCUGCAGAUCUUGGAGAUGAAUUUCCGAUGACGGCAGUUUUGACAUUGGGUGGGCUGUUGUUAGCCUUGCGGCAGGGCUUCGAACGUGCACUGCCGGCAGAUGUUCUCCUGGCCCUUCAGUUUGUACAAGCUUGGCUGGCUGGAGGAGCUUUGGAGGUAGUAGUCACAGCAUUGGUGCGGAGGAACCACAUGUUCUCACCGGAAGUUGGUCAGGUAGCUUCCGGAUGGCUCUGUGGUUUGCAAGAUCAAUUGGCAGCUGCAUGUGCGAGGAUCUUCCAUGAGCCUACUGGGAAAGACUUCGUAGAAUGGUUGGAGUCUUCUUACCUGCGCAGGCUUGUUGAAGCACAGCUGAUGGCAAUGUGCUCGGAACCGUGCUUCCAUCAUCUCGAGAUUAACCCUUCGUGCUGGGACAUUUUGGGCCGCAUGUCCCUGAGGGGCAAUGCCGCUGCUCUCGCUCGUGCAUUUUGCAAGGCGACGCUUACUUCAAUGGAUUUCGCCAUCGUGCUGGGGAAAUCAAUAGCAAAAUUAGCAGACCAGCAUCCGCAAGCAAGCAGAGCGUUGGUUUGCGCAAUUUUGCGCGAAACAGAAGCAUACUUUAAGACGUCUGGCUGUCGGCUUGUUUGCGGGGACGAAGGCAUGGUACGCUUUUCCGCAUUGAUACAUCCCUCGUUAGGAGCUGGUCGCCCCAUCCAGCAGCUUCUUGCCGUCCAGCUUUGGCAGAAACGAUGUGGCAGUGGCUUGUCAUCUGCAGCAGUCUUCUUUAUAGUUGACACGAUGCAUGCAGCUGGAGCAGAAUGCUGGUGGCCAGCCUAUGCACACUGGUUAGAGGCAUGGGCCGAUCCUUCCCACUUUCAGUCUUCAGACCUCGCGGCGGAACGAAACUUGGCGCUGAGACUUGCAAGAGCAGCGCGUGUACACAUCGCGGACCAAGAUCCGAUCCCUGGACAUUCCUCGAAGUGUUUAUUGCAAGGUAUUCAUCUCAGGCUGUCUGCGCAGACGAGAGAGCGACGAUUGCUUGGAAUGGCCUUGGCCGAACAGUUGGCCGAGCGCUGGUGCUCGGGAGUCGAUGAGCAGCAAAAGCAGCUCCGAUUCGAUGGCUUCGACAGGGCCGAUGCAGCUGUGGCAGACUUUCAGCUGGCUUUCACCGACUUCGAAGCUGUCGCCAUGCAAGUUGUGGCAGAAUCACAUCCACAAGUUCCAUCAGUUGCAAGCUUUCAGAAGGAGGAGGAGCUUCCUUGCCAGACUUUGUCAAAAGAAGAGCCAGAGCCGGUGCCGGAAGAGGACAGCGACGACGAAGAGGAAUGCCAUCCGCUCCGUGGAUUGUCUCCCUUGCAGCCCUUGGAUGUUCAAAACGACUCCUGCUCUGACCUGCUCCUCGUCCAGCAUCCUACCUUUCUCCAAAAUGCGUACGAGAUGCUGCUUGGGCCUGCAAAAACUCCCUCCAUGCCGCUGAGUGACGAGGCCUUCGGCAAGCCAGGCUCCGCCCCGGAACCUCCAGCAGUGGCCCGUGCCAGAAUUUGGACAGCCUUGGCAGACCUGCCAGCGCUGCUUGCUGCGGGGUCUGAUGAUCUUCCCAGGCUUGCGGAGCCCCUUUGCGUUCGUCUGCUCCGCAUGGAGGUGAGUGGCCAAGAACUCCAGGACAUGAGGAUCGAGGCUCUCGUGGCCUUGCUGGUGGUUGAUGCUAGCCGGCGCCAAGCUGUUCAAUGCCUCACUGGAAACUUCACUACUGAGGAUCUCUCCUUGAACGAGCGCCGUUCGCUUCUGCUCGCCCUCUCCUCCGCAGCGCGGAAGCUGUCGAGCAAGGAGGUGGAAGAGACCAGGGCCGCAGUCCAGCUGCCACCACAUCAGCUUUCCGGGAAAUCGCGUCGAUUUGCAUCAGCCACGCGGAUGCCGGCAUCUUUCAGAAACAGGUUCUCCGCAGAAGCACGCCAUUUCUUACUUCCGCUGGUGAACAGGUGGAAGCAGCCCGAUGGUGGAGCAGCCAAGUGGGCUGUGGGGGAACCAAAUCUGUUCGCGGAGUUCCUUCGAUCACUAGCGGUCAUGCUUGAAUGUGCGGGCCGAGCUUGCCCUGACCGUGAAGUGCUCUGUCAGCAUUGCGUGGAAUUGGCGGAAGAGGCUCUGCAUCAUGUGGAAUCGCAAGUCCGACGCUGCAGCUUGUUCUUGCUGUCUCGCAUCGUGUUGGUUGGAUGUGAGGCAACGGUUCUGGACAAAGGAGGGAUCGUCGACCAGUUGGAGGCCCUUCCAUUCAAGGAAGCAGAUGAGACAUGCAGAAGGAUGGCAGCUGGCAUACUGGCAUGUUUGAGCCAAACCAUCCUGAGUGUGGGGGGAUGA